AUGAAGCAGAUAUCAAUCAUCCUGUUUUUCUUUAUACUUCCUUUGGCAUUUGCUGAUCUACAAUUAGGAUUCUAUGCCUCUUCUUGUCGAAAAGCCGAGUCCAUCGUGCAUAAAGUUGUACAGAAGCGAUUCAAUCGCGACAAAUCCAUAACUGCAGCCUUGCUUCGCAUGCAUUUUCAUGAUUGUUUUGUUAGAGGUUGUGAUGCAUCCCUCCUCAUAGACCCAACCAAGAACAACACAUCAGAGAAACAAACAGGCGCGAACGCUAGUGUUAGAGGCUAUGAUCUAAUCGACGAUGUAAAGGAAGCAAUUGAAGCUACAUGUCCUUCAACAGUUUCAUGUUCCGACAUCAUAGCACUUGCUACACGAGAUGCCGUUGCCUUAUCAGGAGGACCAAAGUACAACGUUCCAACGGGAAGACGCGAUGGAUUAGUCUCCAAUAGUAUUGAUGCUAAUAUUCUACCGGGACCUAGCUCUCCUAUUCCACAGCUAACACAAUUUUUUGCUGCAAAAGGAAUUACGACCGAAGAAAUGGUGACCCUUUUGGGAGCACAUACUGUUGGUGUUGCUCAUUGCGGUUUCUUCGCAAAUUCUAUUGGUGACCCUGCAUUGAAUACUAAGCUUGUUAACUUGUGUAAAUCAAAUACUAAUGGUGCUGCAUUUUUGGAUCAGAAUACUUCUUUUGUUGUUGAUAAUGAAUUUUACAAGCAGAUUCUUCUUAAGAGAGGUAUAAUGCAGAUUGAUCAACAACUUGCUUUGGAUAAAUCUACAAGUACUUUUGUGUCUAAUUUUGCUUCAAAUGGUGACAAGUUUGUUAAGAGUUUUGCAAGUGCUAUGAUAAAGAUGGGAAAAGUUGGAGUUUUGGUUGGAAAAGAAGGAGAAAUUCGCAAGAACUGUAGGGUUUUCAACAAAAGAAAUUAG
Trifolium pratense (red clover) is the source of this 921-nucleotide messenger RNA. Its product is annotated as peroxidase 44-like. Gene Ontology annotation, cellular component: plasmodesma; plant-type cell wall. Bases 1 to 921 code for a protein of 306 amino acids. Lineage: Eukaryota; Viridiplantae; Streptophyta; Magnoliopsida; Fabales; Fabaceae. Gene Ontology annotation, biological process: response to oxidative stress; hydrogen peroxide catabolic process. Gene Ontology annotation, molecular function: heme binding; peroxidase activity. The transcript has 2 exons. The record is from RefSeq and is a predicted model, not a curated record.